AUGCAGGUCAUUGAGGAGACAGGAAACUCUGAACCGGCCUCGGAUGUCAUUAGCGCAGUGCAACAUAUCAGCGUCAGCACCAUCAUCGCCAAACACCAGCAGCAGUUGGAUGAAGUUGUGCAAGAUAUGUCAGGCCUAGAAAACAUCAUCCAUAGCAUCAGAGGUCUUCGCAAGCAACUCGCCAAAAAGCAGGGCAAGAUUAUCCAGUCCUUGAAUUUGCACAAGAGUGGCUUGCAGUCCCCAUCGACAGAAGAAGGUCACAUGCCGUUGACAAGAAUAUACCGACGAUGGACGGAGGUUGCUAUGGGCACACCUAGUUUAUGGUGCAGUCUGUACGCGACCGAUAUAGACUGUCAGCCGGCAGCUUUCUGCUAUGACAUAUGGCUCAAGCGAUCACAAGGACGUCCGCUGUCGCUGACACUCGACUGCCUCCCAAAUGAGAACGUCAAACUACGGAACCUUAUUCAGCCUUACAACACUCAAAUCUCACAUCUUUGCAUCUUGUUUGGCCUCGGCGCCACCACACCUGAACUUAUGUUACAAAACCUCCCAGCUCUUCAGGAACUAGACAUACACUGGCACAAACACAGUGCCGAUAUGGAAUUGACAGUUCUUCCACGAACCGUCUCCAGACUAUCCACCCUGCGCAGCCUCAAGGCAUCAGGAUGGUUCAGCUUAUCCUCUUCCAGUCCUGGAUGGACCCACCUGACAAGUGUCAGAGGAAUCACCAUAGUCGACCAAUGGAAUUUUCCACUUGCUCCAGUUAGCUCCCGACCUCGGUCGUUAGCGAUCACCCUAGAUGAUGAUGGUAUCCAAUAUGUCGCACAGGGCCCUUGGAGCCAUUCACACACGCGAGCCUUCAAUGUCUCAGUCCCUUGCCUGUUAUAUGCACUCACACUCCCCGGUUCACGCACACUUAGUCUUGAUCUCGUUAUUCUACGGUUUGGGGGUACUGUUCAACUCACAUGGCCUCACGAUGCGUUCAAAGCAUUUCUGGCACGGUCAGAUUGUCCCCUGGAUUGCCUGAAGUUCGACAGUGAUUUACCGCCAACCGAGGAGCAGAGAGCAGAACACGUUGCCCUCAGUCCUUCUCUGACAUUCAAGAACCGCCGUGGCGAGGUUAAAUCCAAAGAUAGCGACGAGGUUGAAUCCGAAGAUGCUGACGAGAUGUAAGAGCAGCAAGUCAUGUAUCAUCGCCGGUCCCAAAACCUGUUUACCUACUGUCUACUCUUAUCACCCGCACCGCCCCCCUUUCCCACCGCUGCUUGAAUCCACAACCCUCACGGAAUAAAGUUUGCAUCUCUUGCGGUCUUCGCUCCUUCUUUGGUGAUGAGGGCGGGAAUGGAGCAAAUGAAAUUGUACUUAGUCACUAGGGUGUGGAAGAUGUACGAGAGGUAAGGUAAGUGAUUUUUUAGACGGGAAGAUAUGAGGACGAUGCCGAGAUUGGGGAAGUACGUAUCGCAAGCGAAAUUC
Molecule: messenger RNA, 1473 nt
Organism: Suillus paluster
Lineage: Eukaryota; Fungi; Basidiomycota; Agaricomycetes; Boletales; Suillaceae
Exons: 4
Coding region: 1-1173 (390 amino acids)
Source: RefSeq, a predicted model, not a curated record